AUGACGGACUUGUGCGAACAACCACUGGGACUACUAUGCGAGGUGAUUCGACGAGAAUUGGUCCAUCUGCUCGAGUCACUGCCCGGAAUGAAGGACUUGGUCGUCGACGCCACUCUGCUCCGCCCUCUAGAUCGUAUUGCAUCAAUGAGUUUACUGCAAAAACAUGGCUGUCAGCGAGUAAUUCCGCUUCGACUCAACUCACCUAAUGCCAUCCCGUGGCAUCCAAAUGUAAUGCGCCGUGUAUAUCUCCUUCGUAGUUCUUUAGACAUAGCUCGCUUAUUAGCUGAGCAUGUACGCGCGUCGCCUGAUAAGCAUAUCGCUGUGAUUUGGGUAGAUCGACGUUUGGUUGUAUGCGAACGUGAACUUGAACGACAAGGAGUGUACGGGCUGAUUGAGUCGUUUGAAUUGAGUAUCUCUUUUAUAUCUAUUGAAAAUGACCUGUUCUCGAUGGAAAUGCCUAUCACGACCGCUCACAAGGACCUGUUAGCAUCUGCCAAUGCCCUGUUUCAGCUGCAGUCCCUAUACGGUCUAAUACCAACAGUCUACGGUCUGGGAGAGCAGACGGAGAAGUUGUGGAAACUGAUGCAUCACGUCUAUAUGGAACGAGGAGAACCACGAUCGUCACCGGACCAACCAAUCAGUCAUCUGUUCAUGUUCGAUCGAUCGUUGGACCAGGCUACAGUGCUUAUGACUGGUCUUACCUAUGAGGCAAUGCUUCACGAGGUGUUCACGAUCGGCUGCGGCAAAAUUUCCUUCGGGCCAGAAGUGGAGGAGAAAAAUGCGACCCGAGAUCGAGCAAGGCGAAGCGGUGAAAAAAUCGAAAGUUUACGUGCUUGA
Messenger RNA from Cooperia oncophora, 837 nucleotides. The record is from the annotation of a GenBank genome assembly. NCBI's taxonomy places the organism in Eukaryota, Metazoa, Nematoda, Chromadorea, Rhabditida, Trichostrongylidae.